Blepharisma stoltei is the source of this 699-nucleotide messenger RNA. The record is from the annotation of a GenBank genome assembly. Lineage: Eukaryota; Ciliophora; Heterotrichea; Heterotrichida; Blepharismidae.
AUGAAUGCCAAAAAGCCAGUUUAUGAAGAUGAAGAUGAUCCAUAUCUAAUUGAUCCUGCUAAGCUUCCAAAAAUUCGUGAAGGCGAAAUUGUUGACUUGAAUGAAAAGGAAGAAUCUUCAAUGUCCUCAUUUCCUCACUCCCUUCUUUGGCUAGCGAACAAAAAUGCUUUAAUAUAAUUGCUUUUGAUAUAAAAUAUUUUUAUAUAAAAUUAUAAGAUUGAGAUUUCCUACCAAUUCUCUUAAAUUUUAACAACUUAACUUUAUAAAUUAAAUUAGAUUAACAUAUUUUUAAAUCUGAAAAAAUUUAUUUUUAUGCUUUAACCACUUUGCUAGCGAGCAAAAAAUCUUUAUGAGAGAAGUCAGCAACCUUCAAACUCAACUCCUAUCUCUACAACUGAAGAGCCUUUAGCGACAGCUCAGCCACAGAAUAAAUUUAUUUCUUCUUCCCCAGGCCAGCAAGAAGAAACAAAAAGUUCACCUGCUCAGUCAGGAGUAGUUUCUUCAGCACCAAAGCAAACAACAGAGACUAAACCGCAAGACAACAAACAGCAGUCUUCUACAACCCACUAUGAGCAAAAGGGGAAAAUGGAAACUCUUGAUAUACUUGAAAGCGGUGAUAGGAAAGGGAUUAAAAAAGCUACAGGCGAAGACGAAAGAAUGGGAGAACAAACAUGUAGGCAGAAGUGCAGUUUGCUUUAA